AUGAGCGAGCCGGUGCCGGUGAGGCUGCUGGGCUCCUUCGGGAGCCCGUUCACGCACCGUGCCCAGGCGGCGCUCAGGCUGAAGGGGGUGCCUUACGAGUUCAUCCAGGAGGACCUCGGCAGCAAGAGCGAGCUGCUGCUCCGGCACAACCCCGUGCACAAGAAGGUGCCCCUGCUCCUCCACGGCGACGACGACGACGUCCGCGCCGUCGCCGAGUCUCUCGUCAUCGUCGAGUACGUCGACGAAGCCUUCGAGGGCCCGCCGCUCCUGCCGGCCGACCCGCUCGCCCGCGCCGCCUCCCGCUUCUGGGCGCAGUUCGCCUCCGACAGGUGCUCGAGGACGCUGUUCAAGGCGCUGUGGACGCCGGAGGGCGAGGCGCGGAGGGGGUUCGUGGAGGAGGCCAAAGAGAACCUGGCGCUCAUGGAGGCGCAGCUGGAGGGGAGGCGCUUCUUCGGAGGCGACUCCAUAGGGCUGCUCGACAUCGCCGCCAGCGGGCUCGCCUGGCUCCCCGUGCUGGAGGAGGUCGCCGGCGUGGAAACUAGCAUGAUCCGCGAGGAGGAUUACCCUGCCUUGUGCCGGUGGCGCGGGGAGUAUGCCUCCGACGAGGCCGUGAAGAAGUGCUUGCCGAGCAGGGACGAGAUGGUCGCCUACUACGCGGCCAUGAAGGACCGCUUCGUGCUCCAUGCCAAGUCAAUGCACAAGAAAUAA
Messenger RNA from Triticum turgidum subsp. durum (durum wheat), 708 nucleotides. Lineage: Eukaryota; Viridiplantae; Streptophyta; Magnoliopsida; Poales; Poaceae. The record is from the annotation of a GenBank genome assembly.